Molecule: messenger RNA, 1176 nt
Organism: Rhinichthys klamathensis goyatoka
Lineage: Eukaryota; Metazoa; Chordata; Actinopteri; Cypriniformes; Leuciscidae
Product: zinc transporter ZIP9
Exons: 7
Coding region: 205-1131 (308 amino acids)
Biological process (GO): zinc ion transport; transmembrane transport
Cellular component (GO): membrane
Molecular function (GO): metal ion transmembrane transporter activity
Source: RefSeq, a predicted model, not a curated record
CAUUUUCUCAGACUCCAGGGGUGUAGUUUAGGGUGGUGGAAGAUUAUGGAGGGUGUUGAGACGUGGAGAACUCCACUAUGCAUUUCAUUGAGUGUUCAAAGGGGAUAUUUUGUCUUCCUUUUGUAUUUUAGGGUGUUUACACGUGGUGCAGCUUGAAUGUGCGUUAAGAGGUUUGAUCGGAAGGGCUGAAUAACAGAAGCAAGCAUGGACGGAGCGUGGGGUGUUAUUCUCAUAUCUCUGGCAAUGUUCGUGGGAUGUUUCGUGCUCGGGAUAAUUCCACUAUUGAUCAAUUUAUCAGAGCACAAGCUGCAGUUGAUUACUGUGUUGGGGGCGGGGCUUCUAUGUGGCACUGCCCUGUCAAUCAUCAUCCCAGAGGGGGUGGAGUUAGUGCAGGAGUCAUGGAAAGACUGGUAUUGCUCCUCUAUGGAAUGGAAUCAAAAUAUAUCUGGAUCAAAUUCAACACUUCAUCUAGUCGAAAAAAAAGGUCUGCGUCCUCAUUUCUUCAUAGGAGUCUCUCUCGUCUUGGGCUUUACGCUCAUGUUUGUGGUGGAUCAGAUUGCCAACUACUGCUCCAUGAACGAUCCCCGAGUGCGCAUGCACAGUGGCAACAGUGUUACUGCCACCCUGGGUCUGCUUAUUCACGCCGCAGCUGAUGGUGUGGCUUUGGGUGCAGCUGCCGCCUCAUCACAGGUGUCUGUGCAGGUUGUCGUGUUUUUUGCUGUCAUUUUGCACAAGGCUCCAGCUGCGUUCGGUCUCGUGUCUUUCCUCAUGCACGCAGGUCUGGAGAGGAAGACUAUUCAGACGCAUUUACUGGCAUUUUCUGCUGCUGCGCCACUGAUGGCCAUCAGCACUUACUUCAUCCUUAGUGCGUCUAAUGGCUCGUCCCAGAGCCGUCUGAGCACUACAGGCAUUGGAAUGCUGUUCUCAGCUGGGACUUUCUUGUAUGUGGCCACAGUUCAUGUUCUGCCUGAAAUCAACAGCAGAGGACAGCAGAGCUCCACUCACCUCUACCAUCACGCGGGAUCUGGAUCCUACCAGCACCAGGGCGGUCUGGGCAUCACAGAGAGCCUCACUCUCAUCCUGGGGAUGGGACUGCCCGUGCUGUUGGCCCUCGGACUGCCAGAUGAUUAAUCUGUAAAAACAAUCCAACAGCCAGAUAUGUGACGUGUAAUGAUU